UUGAAAAAAGGCGAUGUAAAGGGAAAUUUUUUGAAAAAGCGAAAAGAAAUAUCAAAGAAUGAAAUUAUUUCAUCAUCAGAUGAUGAUAACUUAUCAGUGGAUGAUGCUAUCGAAGAAAAAAGUGAUAGCGAUUUCGAGGAUACUCAAGAACUGGCAUAUCAUAAAGCAAAACAAUUCAUUGCUGAACUCGAGGCGGAGCUGGGUUCGGAGCGGAAUGAAGAAGAUGAAGAUGUAUUGGCUGCAAGGUUAAAAAAAGAUGCUUUAUUAAAUAUUGCUACGUCGCAGAGAUAUAUUGCAGAAAAGGUUCAGCUCAGUGAAUCUUCAGUUCAUUAUCGUCCCCACAGUGAUAUUUUAUGCCCUUCAAUUUUGAAUCAUUUUGAUUUUCACAUUUACUGGAUGUUUUUUCUUGAAGUUCCAGAUUUUCUGUCAUUGCGGUUGCUUUAUCGCAUGAUGAACGGUUUGUUAUUAGUUGUUCAAAGGAUGCCACUGUUGUUAAAUGUUAAUGAUCUGGAAGAAGGGCGGAAAAUUGAUGUCUUAAAAUACGACAAAAAAAAUCGAAAUACUCAUAAUGGCCAAAUAUUUGCUUUGGCAAUAUCUGCUGGCGAUCGUUAUUUGGCUACUGGUGGAGCUGAUAUGAUAAUACGCGUGUGGAACUUUCUAAAUUUCCAGCAUGUAAAGAACUUACUGGGACAUAAAAAUUUCAUAACAGGGCUUGUUUUUCGAAAGGGCACUCAACAACUAUUCAGUUGUUCGAAGGACAAAAGUGUGAAAGCUUGGGAUUUAGAUCAAAUGGGAUAUGUGGAUACGAUGUUUGGUCAUGUCGAUGUUAUUUCGGAUAUUGAUGCCUUGUCAAGAGAGAGGAUAAUAACUUGUGGUAGUCAGGAUCGUUCAGUGCGUUUAUGGAAAAUAGCCGAAGAAACACAUUUGGUUUUUAAUGGUAUCACCUCAUGUAUAAGCAUCGAUUGUGUUGCUUUUCUUAAUGAUGAGCAUUUUGUCUCUGGAUCGGCUGAUGGAAGUUUGUGCAUAUGGUCAACGUCCAAGAAAAAGCCUGUCUGCGUUCAGAAACAUGCCCAUGGUUUCAGUUCCAUUACUGAGCCUAAUUGGAUUGUCUCUGUUGCAGCCACUAGUUAUACAGAUCUUGUUGCAUCAGGCUCAUGCGACAAUUUUGUGCGAUUUUGGAAAAUCUCGAUUGACUACAGAUCGAUUAGCAAUUUGUUUUCCUUUUAUUUGGUUGGAUUCGUAAAUUGCCUGCGGUUCUCGCAAAAUGGAGAUGAACUUGUUUGUGCAGUUGGACAAGAGCAUAAGUCUGGCAGGUGGUGGAAAAUCUCUGAAGCUAAGAACAGCAUUGUUUUAAUAUCUUUGAAGCAUUUAGAUAAUUAA
Molecule: messenger RNA, 1380 nt
Organism: Dracunculus medinensis (Guinea worm)
Lineage: Eukaryota; Metazoa; Nematoda; Chromadorea; Rhabditida; Dracunculidae
Source: the annotation of a GenBank genome assembly